CUGACAGUUAAGCUCCUGUACAGUGCAGUACCAGCUGCUGUGUGUACUGGACAUUGACUUGCUGGCCUUGUAGCUAGGUAGCAAGGGCUAGACCACGAUGGCUUUGCUCGUCAGGUGCGUGUUUUUCGCCCUCUCCGCCGUGCUGUUCCUCUCUGUCGGGGGCGGCGGCGCCUCCGCCAUGGGCCUGCCCCCGCCUCCGCCGACGGUGAAGUUCAGCAUCGGCGUGCAGGGCGUGGUGUGGUGCAGGUCGUGCAGGUACAAAGGCUACUUCCCGCCCAUGGACGCGUCCCCACUCCCAGGCGUGGUGGUGUACCUGCGGUGCAAGCACGGUCGUCGCGCGGCGACGUUCCGGGGCGUGACGGGGCCGAGCGGCUACUUCCUGAUCCAGACGUCGCAGGUGGCGUCCUUCACGAGUCAGCAGUGCUUGGUGUACGUGCCGCGGUCGCCGGUGCGCGCGUGCGGCGUCCCCGACUACCCCAGCAGGCGCAGGGGGAUGCCGCUCAAGUUCGAGGAGUUCGUGAAGCGGGACGACGGGCUGAUGGGGCUCUACUCCGUCGGCAACCGCCUCUUCCGCCCUAUGCACCCCAACAAGUGCCACUGAUAGAUCCAAGCAGUGCAUGGUUUCUCCUGCAGGACGUGUAGGUGUAGCAGAAGGUCGUAAGUUUUUUUUUUGGUUUCGUGCGUCAACAUGCCAAGGACAUCUUUGAAUAAAGGUAGUAGCUGGUGUUUGUUAACUCCUGUUACCGUGGUAGUAGCUGGUGUUUGUUAACUCCUGUUACCGUGGUAGUAGCUGGUGUUUGUUAACUCCUGGUCAUCGUACCAGGUAGUAGCUGGUGUUUGUUAACUCCUGUUACCGUGGUUCUGUAAUAAUAAGAUGAAUCGAGCAUGCUGUUAAGCCUGUACGUUUUAUCAUGUAGCUGUUCUUAAGCCUUCUCGAUCGGUUUCUCGGUUAUAUAA
This is a messenger RNA of Phragmites australis (common reed), 957 nucleotides long. Its product is annotated as non-classical arabinogalactan protein 31-like. The transcript is spliced from 2 exons. Lineage: Eukaryota; Viridiplantae; Streptophyta; Magnoliopsida; Poales; Poaceae. The coding region runs from base 98 to 601 and encodes 167 amino acids. The record is from RefSeq and is a predicted model, not a curated record.